GGCAGGAGCUGGCGGCCGCGCCAUCGUGCCGGGGCAGCUGCCCGGCCGGGGCGCGGCUCCGCGCAGCCCAGCCCUAUGAGGGGCCGGGGCUGCCCCUGGGCCGCGGGGCUGCCGGGGUGAAGCUGGGCCCCGUUCCCCGCGCAGUGCCAGGGUGGGGGGGAGCAGGGCCCGGCGCUGUGAGGCGGAGCCCGGCGCGUCGUUGCCGGCCCGGCGGGGCGAAGUGGACUUGAGCCUCGAAAGCGAGAGAGGAGCGGCGAGCAGGGGCCGGGGCGGGGCUCGGCGGCGGGGCCGCUCCGGGUGUACGCACUUCUCAGCCGAAAUAAAGCCAUGACGCGUCUCACGGCCUCCUUGGUGCCUCUCGGUGGAGCUGCGCGCACGGGGCGCCAAUACGAUCUGUGAUCACCAGGGAAUUGUCCAGACAUCACUCUGCAAACAACACGCUCACAUCCUCCUUCAGGGGGUAGACACCCGUCAAAGCCUCAUCCUCUGGCUGGCAGCUUUGUUAAUGUGGAAGCAGAGUAGCUGUGCACCCGUUUUCAUGAAGCAAGAGCUUUGGCUACUGACUUUGAGCUGUAGACCAUUAAGCUCAGCAUCCUAAUUUGGUGCCAUCCUAGGGAGGAUGAAUCAGGAGAGCAACUCAAGUGAUCAGCCUGGCGGAAGGAAGUGCUGGCAAGGGCUUCCUCAGCUUCCUGUCGACUUCGGAGCAUAUUUCCAGGCACAAUCUUCUCCACCAUCCAUCACCCAGUCCAGCCAAACAAUCACUGCAGUGCAACGGGAAAAACACACGUCUCACAUAAACACUUUGGAGGCAGCAGGAGCCCAGACCACCGGAAUUUGUGCUCAAGCCAGUUUGAUCUGUAAGCUCUGUCCGACAGCAGGUUACCGUGGAUUUUCUUCUCUUCCUUUUCUAAUCAAACGUCUCAAUUAAAAUUCUUAUUUAAAAGAAACAUUAAAAAAAAGAAAAAAAAAAGACUGAUGCUUAGGAAAGAAGCAACUACUUUGAGCUGGAAAUUUCUUUGUGGUUCUGAUAGUGGAAACCUCACCUGCAAAAUCUGCUGUGAAGAGAUGAGCAGUUACUGGAACACUUCUCAAGACUGCUGUAUAAUCGUAUUACACAGCAAGAUAUGGCAGAAUAUAACGAGUCUAACUUGAAGGACAAACUACUUUUUAAUGACUGAAGCUUUUUUCCUCUGUACAACUAGCCUGAAUGAUCCAUGUGCAAGUCUGAACACCUAGCUUUGUCUGGGUGUGGGCAUCCACACAGAGCCCUGUCUCCAUUACUGUCUUCUCACAGUUUUUCUGUGGGUAUUUCAGAAAUCAUUCUAUUGUUCUUUGGGCUAAGAUGCUCCAAAAUGACCACUUAGGCUGUAUUCAGCAGCAAGGGGACUGGUUUGUAUAAGGGAAUGGAAGAAGAGGGACUUGGAAGACUCUUGGCCAUCAAAGCAAGCCAGGACCCACUGCUAUUGCUGAAAACCCUUCAGCUUCUCUGGACAAAGAAAGAGAUGAAGAAGCAGCUCAAGGAAGAAAUCAGGCGGGGCUUUGCAGGACUGGAGGACCCACUGGCAGGACUCCUGGACAUGUUGGAGAACAGCAGUGAUUGGAAGGGGAAAGGGCAUUCCCUGGGGUAUCACAUCACCAGUGAGUUGCAGCUUUGGAUAAAAGAGCAUCCUGCUGUUCAACAGUCUGGCAUGAAGCUGAAGAAGCUGCAGGCCCGUGUAUUCAGAAUACUAGCCCAGUGCCCAGCUAAUCUUCUUGACCCUCUGAUUAGCAUUUACCAGCUCCAUACAGCAGACCGGAACUAUUUGCUUGGACAUGUCAGUCAUCUUUAUCACAAGGGCGAUUACAAAGAGGCAGUGAUACUGAGUAUUAAGCUAAAAUUGCAACCAGAUCAAGAUGUGGAGAAGAUGUGUACACCACUACUGCUUCAAGAUAAAACUAACUUGGUGGAAGCUUAUGUGGGAGAAUAUCCUGAGCUCCAGUGCAAGCUCUUGCAGAUCCUGGACACGUGGUGUGAACCCAGUUUUAAUAUCAAAGACAUCUCAAGACAAUAUCAAGGCCUGUCCAAAUACAAACCAGAUAAAUUUAACCACAAAAUGCUAAGCAAGCUGGUCUUCAGGCUCCUAGAACGAUUUAACUUAGAUCCAGCUCUUUGCCCUAAUGUCAUAAAUCAGCGGCACUUGAGAACUCUGAAUUAUCUCUUCUACAAGAGGUUUGUUGAGAAAAGCAUGACUCAGGAGAACUGGACAGAUCAUGUUCAGAACACAGUUGGAGAGAACCAAUGGCUACAAGGACACCUGAUACAGUUGCUAAUCAGCUAUACUGAUAUGAGCACAGCCGCGAGAUGGGCUCAACGCUGCAAUUUGCCCAAGGAGAUGCUGCCUUAUGGAGUGGCUGAUGAACUGCAAAAGCUUAAGAUCCAAGAGAGGGUAGAAGAGGCUGAGAAAGCAGAGAAUUAUGAAGAGGGUAAGAAGAAGGAUUAUUACCAGUUGUCUAUUCCACGGGCAAAUAUUCACUUUCUGCAGACGUGGGAAGAGAUGCUGCAGUGCUGGGAAAAGGUGCUGCAGCCUGGGCAGGUGGUGGGCAUUGACAUGGAAUGGAGGCCUUCGUUCGGCAUUGUUGGGAAGCCACGUGUCUCCCUCCUUCAAAUCGCUGUGGGUGAGGAGGUGUUCCUGCUGGACUUGCCACAGCUCCUUGAGCAAGCUGAAAGGGAGGAUGAGAAGGAGAAGCUUUCCCAUUUCAUCCAGAGGCUCUAUUUGGAUCCAGCCAUCACUAAACUCGGUUAUGGGAUGUCUGGAGACCUUAACAGCCUUGCAGCCACAUGCUCUGCUUUGAAAGACAUGGAUAAGCAAGCUCAAGGUGUAGUGGAUCUACUCACAGUAGACAAACAACUGCAGAAGAGCUCCGUUGACUGGAAGAAGGGUGGCCGGAAGGUCGACGUCCUGGCCCCGGAGCGGAGCUGUGAGGACAGGGCGUUCAGGCAGCCGGAAAGAGGGCUCAGCCUGUUGGUGCAACAUGUGCUGGGGAAACCUCUAGAUAAAACGGAGCAGCUGUCUAACUGGGAGAAACGGCCUCUCCGGGAGGAACAGAUCCUCUAUGCAGCUUCGGAUGCAUACUGCUUAUUGGAGGUCUAUGGGAAACUGCGUAAGGAUCCAGCGAGCUUUGGUCUAAGUUCAAACCUGACUGAGAGUCUGGUGGGAAAACCAAGCAUAAAACCCAGGGCGAAAAAGCAGCUGAAUAAACAAGAAGUACCGUCAUCUUCUGGACAGCAAUGCAAAAGGUUUGACGAGGAGGCUUCAUGUCCCCCUGAUCCCAUCUCCCCGAAGGAGUUCAGUGUGGUCUGUGAUAACAUGCUGCAAGGCCUCGGGCGCUAUCUUCGCUGCCUUGGCGUGGAUGUCCGGAUUCUGGAGAAUGAAGAUGACCAUAGGAAAGCUGCUGAGAUUGCCCGACAGGAAGGAAGGGUCAUUUUAACCUCUGGACUCCCAUAUCAGACUCUGCAGUCCCAGAUAGGAGAAGGAAGGUGUUUCUCUGUGAACUGCUCAGAAAAGGCAAAAGAACAGGCCCUGCAGGUUCUGAAGCACUUCAAUGUUCAAGUAACCUUGGCGGAUAUCUUCAGUCGCUGCCAGGUGUGCAACUGCGACAAGUACCUGAAGAUCUCCAAAGAGAGGAUGAGGCAGCUAAUGGAGGGCAGCAGACGCUUGACGGCAGAGGAUGAUGCAAGCCACCUGACAACGUCUGAAGAGAAGGCAAGCCAAACCUGUGAUGCUGCCACACCAGCCCAUGACUCACCCCAGCCCAUUUACAACCCAAACUGCCAGUGCCUGGAGGAGUUAGACCUCACCGGGGAGUCUGUGACGCUGGCCAAUGGCACAGUCCUGCAGGUCUCCGCCAUCCCGCCUGGGGUGCUGGACAAAACCGACCUCACCUACUUCUACUGCUGCACCUGCUGCGGGAAGGUGUUCUGGGAAGGGUCUCAUUUUGGACGUGUCGUCUCUCAGUUUAAGGAUGUUCUUGCUGCCAUGGAGGAUGACCAAAGCUUCUAUGACCUGAGUUGAGGGGGUCAUUCACUGCUUGGGAAGGCUGAGGAACGGGCUGGGGAGCCCAGGGGACACUGCCUCCCUGAUAAACCUCGGCAGGUUUUCCAGGCCACGGGCUUGGGUUUGAGGUGAAAGGUUGCAAGCUGGGCUAUUAGGGAGAGCCUUGUUUUGGGGUCUGUGGUGGAGGGGACUGUCACGUUUACACUGAUGAGGUGGUUGUAUGCAACAGCCUUAAAUCACUUGGCCUCUGUGAGAUCAUUAAAUCAGAGGUGUCUGGGAAA
Dromaius novaehollandiae (emu) is the source of this 4315-nucleotide messenger RNA. RefSeq names its product exonuclease 3'-5' domain containing 3 (gene EXD3). The record is from RefSeq and is a predicted model, not a curated record. Gene Ontology annotation, molecular function: nucleic acid binding; 3'-5' exonuclease activity. Bases 1404 to 4052 code for a protein of 882 amino acids. The transcript is spliced from 24 exons. NCBI's taxonomy places the organism in Eukaryota, Metazoa, Chordata, Aves, Casuariiformes, Dromaiidae. Gene Ontology annotation, biological process: nucleobase-containing compound metabolic process.